This is a messenger RNA of Microthlaspi erraticum, 1263 nucleotides long. NCBI's taxonomy places the organism in Eukaryota, Viridiplantae, Streptophyta, Magnoliopsida, Brassicales, Brassicaceae. The record is from the annotation of a GenBank genome assembly.
AUGACUUAUCGUGAGCAGCAGAAAGCACUCGGGAGGCUUCCCGUUGGCAAAACUUCGCGGGCUCCUCCUCCAGCUGGAGACGCAUUGAUGGCUAAUGCUGCUGAUGUUCUGGCCGUGGCUCGUCAGUCUGAGAACGAGAAUCGGGCUUCAAUCGCUAUUGAAACGGCUAGCCAGAUCGAUCGGGAUAAUGCCGCUGUUGUCAGCUCGAGAUCUCAUGAUGGCGAUAGUAACGACAGUGUUCGCCGUCAGAACAAGAGGCCGAGGCAGGAGCGGAGGAACGAUGGCAACGGUGGUUCGUCUCACAGCUCCGGCUCGAACGGAAGGCCUUUCUACUGGGAGUUUAAGAACUCGGUAGACGGUCCAGUUCUGAAUGAUCGUGGUGGAGUCGGUUAUUUGCAGCGCCAUUUCAAGGGAGCCGGUGUUAAUCUUCCUCCCAUCGAGAAGAUGUCUGAGAAGGAGGCCUAUCUCGAUAUGGCGAUGGCCAACACCAAAUCUAUGGAGGCGAACAACAGGUACGUUUCGCUGGUCGAGCAAAGAUUGAGGGACAGUGCUCCGGUCGAGGAGGUCAACAAGAUGAGAAGUACAAUCGAGGAGAUGACUAGCACACUCAAGCGUCUUCAACUCCGCGAAUCCGAAGUGGAGAAGAAGUUGUCGGGUGUGGAGGAGCUCGAGCAUCGUAAUGCGGUUCUGGCUGAUCAACUUAAAGAUGCUCGAGCAGAAGGUCGUGCCGCUAUCGAGCGCUCUGCUCUCUUAGGUCAACAGAACAAGGACCUCCUUGCUGAGAAGGACGCGUCGCUUCGCCUCGCCGCUCAAGCGACCUACCGACAGCUCUCCACGAAGUAUGGCAAACUUCUGCAAUCGUUCAAGGAGAUGUGGUUCAAGAAGAAAGAUCACACCGACGCUGAAAUCUCGUUCCAGGAGGCUAAUGCGAAUCUUCAGCUGAUCGGGGAUCUCAUGAGCGGGGAAUCGACUCUCGAGGUGGAAGCUCCUCUUUGGGCAGAAAGGGUGCUUCAGCUCGAGGCUGAGGCCAAGGCCAAGGCGGUCUCGGAUUUUUCCUUAAGGAAAUUCGAAUUGCCGCAGCUGUCUGAGGACUCGGUCUUGAUGGAGGUCAACAAGGUUCCGGUCCAAGUUGAGCAGGGGAUCGGAGGCAGCAAAGGGAACAAAGUGCCAGACGAAAUCAUGGAGGAUGUGGGUGAGAAGGGAAACGAGGUCGAGACGGAUGGCGGAGUGCCGGUCGUGCGCGAAGGUCAGGCAGAGGAGUGA